Messenger RNA from Sitodiplosis mosellana (orange wheat blossom midge), 2247 nucleotides. RefSeq names its product protein tramtrack, beta isoform. Gene Ontology annotation, biological process: regulation of transcription by RNA polymerase II. Gene Ontology annotation, molecular function: protein binding. Lineage: Eukaryota; Metazoa; Arthropoda; Insecta; Diptera; Cecidomyiidae. The coding region runs from base 495 to 1883 and encodes 462 amino acids. The transcript has 5 exons. The record is from RefSeq and is a predicted model, not a curated record. Gene Ontology annotation, cellular component: nucleus.
GUUAGUACUGGUUGAACAACGCAAAGAUAACGUCAAACAUACGGCGCUGCCCGUACACACCGCACUUUAGAGAAGCACACAACCAAACUAAUUGCAAAUAAGUGUGGAAAAAAACUCAUUAAAAUCGCAUAGAUUUCAGAUCUUUGACAUUUUGUGCAUUAUACCAGAGAGUGAGUGAGUGACACAGAGAGUGAGAGAGACAAAUUUUCAAUCCAAACGUCAAAUCGACAGAAAAAAACACAACAACUGCCAGUCGUUUGGGUUCAUUCGAUUUCAAGGUGUUGUAAUAAUAAUACAUAUUUUUGUGUGUGUGACGAGACUGAAUCAAAAAUUGAACACAGAAAAAAAAGAAUUCGUGAAUUGAUGCUCGGAAACAGCUAAAGUUCCAUUGAGCCGCGACAUCAAAUGGACUCUGGCCCAUUGACACAUUCCACUUAAUUGCUGAAAUUUUGAACGAUAAUCUGCAAACGAUUCUCUAAGAUUAUUCGGAAAAAAUGGCGCUGCAACAAUAUUGCCUGCGAUGGAAGUAUCACCAUAGCAAUUUGCAAACCAUGUUCUCACAGUUGCUGGAUCGUGAGGCGUUUUGCGAUGUGACUUUGGCGUGCGAGGGACAAACAUUGCGAGCUCAUCGGGUGGUUUUGUGUGCAUGCAGCACAUUCUUCGAUUCAAUACUGACGAAUCGGUACACCGACAAAGACCCAAUAGUUAUAAUGAAAGAUUGCAAAUUCGAAGAUAUCCGAUGCUUAAUCGAAUUUAUGUACAAGGGCGAAAUUAACGUUGAGCACGAACAAUUGGCAUCGUUGCUACGAACGGCAGAAGAGUUACGGAUCAAGGGUUUGGCUGAAGUGUCAUGGACUGACGAAAACGGUGACAGCAGACGAAGCAAGAACAAAACUCACAACAUUCGUAAUCUGAUGCAUUUGAAUGAAACUGCCGUCACAACAGCGAAACCUCUACAGCAACCCAAACGCCAUUCCUUUAGCAAUCAAAACAGUAACCAUCAAAUGAAUUCCGGUGAAAUGGAUCCGUUGGCGGAAUCAUCGGGAAAAGGUUCAGACGAACCCGUACAAAUGACCAAAUCAGUUGCCAAUCAGUUCCUACUUCCAGUGAAUUCACCUCAACGCAGUGUUGAAGAGACAAUGCCAACGGUUAAAAAGAAACGUGGUCGCCCGCCACUCGAUGACGACUUUGACAGCUACAGCACACCGAAAAUCACGCAUGUCGAGAGCACAGCCAACAGUUUUGAUGUACAUGCCGACCACAAUGCGAUGUACGACGAAAAUUCGCACGAAUCACCCAGCGCUAUUUUGGAGCAAUCGAUGGAAGUGUCAAUGACGUGCGAUAAUGAUGAACCGACCCUAAUGCCAAUUCAGCCGAAAAUCGAACGACCGGACACACCGGCCAGUGUGAAAAAUGACUACUAUGACGAAAACGAUUACAACCCGAGCAGCCCAAUGGACGAAUCAAGCGACGGUCAUGGUUUAUCGGCACAGGUUAUGUUGACUCCACAAGAGGAAGAAGAAUGGCGCGACGUUAUCAAAAUGAACGAUUAUUUGGCCAAAGGACGUCGACCACAAUUCUGGGAAGAAACAUUUACCAAACGUGUCAUGGAAGCGAUCAAAUCAAAGGAACUGGAAAUGAAAAAAGCCGCACAACUCUUAGGCGUAUCGUACGGUACAUUGUACGGAAGAUAUCGCGAAACGUAUGGAUGUUUAAAACAUCCCUACAGAGGUCCGUUUAUGGUUUCGAGAUUACGUGAGUUUUUAAUGGAUCAUGGUCAUGAAGACUUGAUUGGCCGCUUGCAGCGUGGAGAAAUCACUUUGCCACGUGCUGCCGAACUUAUGAACACUUCUUUGACAAAUCUGAGCGGACUUUUGGAAUAAAAUCAAAAAGGGUGACAGUAAAGGGUGAAGAAAGAAGUUAGGAAGCUAAUAAGUAAAACAUACAAACGAAAACGAAUGAAAAAAAAUAAAAAUACAAAAAAAAAAACACACAAAACAUUUUACUGAAUCCGACGAGAAUCGAUGGUAGGCAAUUCGAAAAUAACCACAAAACACACAAGUUAUAUUGGAGACUACGCAGAAGGAAAACAACAUUCAAAAAAUAUAUACCAAAAUGUCAUGUAUUUGGCAACCCAACGCGGUUGCCCAGCAAUUUAUAAAAUUGUGAAUGAAUAAAAUCCAUUAGGCUUAAGAAGAUACAUUUACAUUUACAAAUAAAUGCAAAUAUUAUAUACAACAAUAUCAA